Molecule: messenger RNA, 784 nt
Organism: Pyrus x bretschneideri (Chinese white pear)
Lineage: Eukaryota; Viridiplantae; Streptophyta; Magnoliopsida; Rosales; Rosaceae
Product: auxin-responsive protein SAUR76
Exons: 1
Coding region: 101-463 (120 amino acids)
Biological process (GO): response to auxin
Source: RefSeq, a predicted model, not a curated record
CAAAGCAACACAGCACUACUCAACUCUCUCUCUCUCUCUCUCUCUCUCUCUCUCUCUCUCUCUCUCUCUCUCUCUGUGAAAAAACCAUUAUUCAUAUCAAAUGGCCAAAGGUGGGAAGCUAACAAAGCUCAAGUCAUUACUGAAGAAGUGGAACUCCUUCAGCAAGCAGAACAGCCGCCGCAGCCUCAAUUCUGUUGUCUCCGCCGCCGAUGACGAUUACUUCACGGACGUAAUCUCAGGAGACCUACGCCCUGUCUACGUGGGUAAGUCCCGAAGACGUUAUCUUGUGGCCUCCAACAUCGUAGACCACCCGCUUUUCAAGGAGCUGGCCGACAGGUCAGACGACGACACGAUCAACGUCGCAUGCGAGGUCGUGCUGUUCGAGCACUUGUUGUGGAUGCUCGACAAUGCCGAUCCACAGCCCGAGUCCUUGAACGAGUUAGUUGAGUUCUAUGCCUGCUGAGGGAAAUAUUUAGUAAGGCCUUGUAUGUAUGUGCAUGGUGCGAGCGAGUAGGUCAUUGAGGAAAAAAUAAUGAGAGAGUGGUGGGGGUGAUUCUGUGUGGUCAUCUGCACGGUAUAGAAAUUUGUACAUUGUCAAUAGAUCAUCGACUGAGGGAAAAAAUUUGAGUGUGAUUUGAUUGCACGGUUGAGGAUAAUUAACCCAAUAUUUCACAUCUGGGCUGGUGGGAAAGUUCGUCAGUUCCGUAAUAUAUAUAUGUAUGUAUGUAUGUAUGUAUGUGUGUGUGUGUGUGUGUAUAUAUAUAAUUUUAUUGUUUAUUUCUCA